AUGGCAAACACAGAGGCUCUUUACCUAGACGAUGCCUCGCUCCGGGAAUUGACCACCGAGGUCCUAUCCUCACAGUCAAUCACAUCUCUCUCCGAAGAAGAAAAAAGCCUAGCCAAAAAUAUUCCCACUGAAGACAUCGCACUGACAAUGCGGCAAACAAUAUUCUAUGCCCAAGGCGGCGGCCAGCCCAGCGACACCGGUGCAAUUGGACCAACAGGCCAAGACGCAACAUUCUCGGUAUCAUUAGUGCGCAAGACGCCCGACGGAAGAUAUCUCCAUUUCGGAAAAUAUGUUGAUGCCACGCCAUUCACUGCUGGUCAGCUAGUCGUGCAGAAAAUCGAUGACUCGAAGCGCAAUUAUCAUUCACGGCUGCAUACCGCGGGCCACAUCGUCGGACUAGCGAUGCAGCUUCUAAUGCCUGACAGGAAGAAAGUCAAGGCGAAUCAUUUCCCCAACGAGGCAUCAAUGGAGUAUAAGGGUCUACUGUAUAACGAGGACAAGCCGGUGAUCCAAGAAAAGGUUAAUGAGCUUGUGCGGCAAGAUCUGAAAAUCCUUAUCUCGUGGAGUGAGGGUGGAGCCGAUGGCGAGGAAGGACGUUCGCAUGAUGGCCGGACGAGGAUAGCGAGCAUUGGUGGACUGGAUUACAAUCCUUGCGGUGGGACUCAUGUGCCGCGAACGGGACUGGUUGGGUCUAUUGUUAUUCGCAAGAUCAGUCGGCAGAAGGGGAUCAGUCGGGUGUCUUAUGAUGUCUCUCCCGAGGUUGAGAGGUAG
This is a messenger RNA of Penicillium soppii, 771 nucleotides long. RefSeq lists its product as uncharacterized. NCBI's taxonomy places the organism in Eukaryota, Fungi, Ascomycota, Eurotiomycetes, Eurotiales, Aspergillaceae. The coding region runs from base 1 to 771 and encodes 256 amino acids. The transcript is spliced from 2 exons. The record is from RefSeq and is a predicted model, not a curated record. Gene Ontology annotation, molecular function: alanine-tRNA ligase activity; nucleic acid binding; ATP binding. Gene Ontology annotation, biological process: regulation of translational fidelity; alanyl-tRNA aminoacylation.